Molecule: messenger RNA, 1341 nt
Organism: Aspergillus melleus
Lineage: Eukaryota; Fungi; Ascomycota; Eurotiomycetes; Eurotiales; Aspergillaceae
Product: putative INO80 chromatin remodeling complex (Ies1)
Exons: 1
Coding region: 1-1341 (446 amino acids)
Cellular component (GO): Ino80 complex
Source: RefSeq, a predicted model, not a curated record
AUGUCGACUCCACUGCACCCCUCCUUCAAACGAUACCCCCCAGAUGACGAGGACGACUACCAAACCCCUGGACAGUCCGCUCGCUCCCGGUAUAAGCGUCCCAAACGUGAUUCAUCCCUUAAUCGUUCCGUCGGUGGGCAGCGCAUCGUCCUAAAAACUAAACUAGAGAACACCCCAGAUGCAGCUUCGCCUGCACCUCCCGGUUCAAGCCAUCCGAUCCUCAAUCGGUUUGUCAACGAACCAACUCUGCCCCAACAAAGCUCCUCUCGACGGCCCCGUCCUCUCACCCAGCAUCAACUUGCGGUCGAGCAAAACCGACGGCAGCGCAUCGAAUACCUGCUUGCCAAACGAAAGACUGAGGCAUAUCGAAUGCUUCGUGCGAAGCGGGAGAGCGAAAUUCCCUUUGCCCGUUAUGGGCGCCUACUGCAGGGCCUGCCCGACGGGUACGAUACGGAAGACGAGCAGAAAUCCUGGGGCAAAGGAGGUCUGAACCCCAACCCGGACGAAGAGGAGGACUUUGGAGAGAAUGCCAGCUACUUCUUGUCCGUGAUUCGUAAGGCUGCUCGGCGUCUGGACCGAUGGGAUCACGACGACGCCAACGGCCCCAAGAGAGAUCGGAAGAAGGAACGAGAAGAGCGCCAGAAAGAUCGACUGAAUAGACUGACCGAAAGUGCUCUGGACGGCAGCGGCCGUGCGCCUACGUCCGCUCGCAGUCGAGCUCGAGCUGCACGUAAUGCCCGCCGCAAGCUCGCCGGGGCCGCCGCAGACGCCGCUUCGGGAUCAACUCUCAAGGUGCAGACAUCGGCAUCGCGUCCUAAGAGCAGCCGGAGCCGCGGCCAUCGCGACGAGGCAGAUGCGCAGGUGGCCACGGACGAUGCCGGUAGGGACGGCCUGGGAGCUCCAUCUCGGGACUCGCCAAUGCCUGCCUUGGCGCACGACGAUAUCGAGGGUGAAGGUGAGGAAGGACUCGACGACAUCGACCGGGAACUUCUGGGCGAGGGCAGCGGCGACGAUGACGAAGGACCGUCUCGAUUGGGCGGACCCUCUCGCCCGUCGGAGCCUGGCUACGAGGAUAGUUUCAUGGAAGGGGCCGAUGACGAUGCGGAAGGUCUGUCUUCAGACGACAACGACGAAGAAGCCGACGAGGAUGACCUCGACGAGGGAGAGGGAGAAGUCGAUGUCGAUGUGGAAGGCGAGGGUGAAGGCGAUGAAAACUCCUCGACAUUUGAGGGUGGACAUGGAUAUGCUGCCAGCGAGACCUCGUCCGUUGCUCCCGAGCAGGGGCCUGACGCAGGCCGCCAAGCUGAAGACAAGGAGAACGAGACGAUGGAGGAUCCUUAA